Messenger RNA from Exserohilum turcica Et28A, 1368 nucleotides. RefSeq lists its product as uncharacterized. The coding region runs from base 1 to 1368 and encodes 455 amino acids. NCBI's taxonomy places the organism in Eukaryota, Fungi, Ascomycota, Dothideomycetes, Pleosporales, Pleosporaceae. The record is from RefSeq and is a predicted model, not a curated record. The transcript is spliced from 3 exons. Gene Ontology annotation, molecular function: FMN binding; NADP binding; NADPH dehydrogenase activity. Gene Ontology annotation, cellular component: intracellular anatomical structure.
AUGGGUGCCGAAGCUGAUACCGCAACGCCACACUCGCAUCACGCCAUUGCCAAAGACACGCCAGAGGACAAGAAGAGCGACCAAGUCCCCAAGCAAGAUGAGCUGAGAAACAAGGCUGCGCCUGGGAUCUCAUACUUUACACCCGCGCAAGAGCCCGUCGCAGGAACAGCCCUGGGCAUGCUCGAUGGCAGCUCCAAGAUCCCCAAGCUCUUCCAGCCCCUCAAGCUCCGCGGGCUCGUGAUGCAGAACCGCCUCGCCCUGUCUCCUCUCUGCCAGUACUCGGCUGAAGACGGCCACCAGACCAAUUGGCAUCUGACACAUUUGGGCGGUAUCAUCCAGCGUGGUCCUGGAUUGGCUCUUGUCGAGGCGACUGCUGUUGUCCCCGAGGGCCGCAUCACGCCCGAGGACUGCGGUCUGUGGAAAGAUUCGCAAAUGGAGCCCCUGCAAAAGAUUGUCGAGUUUGCACACUCGCAGGGCCAGCAUAUUGGUAUCCAACUCGCACACGCCGGGCGCAAGGCUAGCACCGUAGCCCCAUGGCUGAGCAAGGGCGACAUUGCUACCAAGGAGAUGAACGGCUGGCCGGACAACGUAUACGCUCCCUCUGCGAUUGCAUUCAACGACAAGCACUGCAUGCCCAAGGAGAUGACCAAGCAGGACAUUGAGACCUUCAAGCAGGCGUUUGUCGAUGCUGUCAAGCGCGCCGUCAAAGUUGGUUUUGACACGAUUGAAAUCCACAACGCGCACGGCUACCUCCUGCACUCAUUCCUUUCUCCCGCCUCCAACCAGCGUACCGACGAAUACGGCGGCUCGUUUGAAAACCGCACGCGUCUCACUCUGGAGAUAGUCGAGCUUGCCCGCAACAACAUCCCGGACAGCAUGCCGCUCAUCCUCCGCAUCAGUGCGACUGACUGGCUCGACGAGGCUGGCAUCCAAGGCUGGACUGUUGAUCAAACCGUUCAACUCGCCGAGAUACUCGCCGACAAGGGCGUCGACCUCCUCGAUGUCUCAUCUGGCGGACUCCACGAGAAGCAGCACAUUCAUGGCGGACCCGGAUACCAAGAGCCUUUUGCCAAGGCUGUCAAGGACAAGGUUGGAGACAAGAUGGCUGUCGGAACCGUCGGUAGCAUCACGGACGGCAAACAGGCAAACGGCUACCUUGAGAACGACAACCUCGACGUUGCCUUUAUCGGCCGCAUGUUUCAGAAGAACCCUGGCUUCGUCUGGCAAUGCGCCGACGACCUGGGUGUCGAGGGACGGUGGGCCAACCAGAUUCGAUGGGGCUUUGGCGGCCGUGGCAAGAAGGAUCAAGUCGUCGACAAGAAGGCGUUUGCCAAUGAAGGUGCAUUCGAGAUGAACAAGCGCGAGUAA